Auanema sp. JU1783 is the source of this 411-nucleotide messenger RNA. The record is from the annotation of a GenBank genome assembly. Lineage: Eukaryota; Metazoa; Nematoda; Chromadorea; Rhabditida; Rhabditidae.
UUGUUACAAAUGCUCUAUAUCAGACAGCUGGUUGUGUCUUCUUUCAUACUCAUUCCGAUCAUUCAUGGAUUGAAAUGCUACACCGAACAAGGCUUCAUAAACCAAACAAAUCUUGGCAAUCUAACGGAAUGUUAUGGUGUAGCUUAUUCAUGCAGUAAAACGGUGAAUUAUAACACAGGAACCUAUGCGAAGUCAUGUAGCCCAUCGAAUUGUACGAAUCCCAAUGAUUAUUCUUCGAAUACUGCUGGAUGUUUUAAUAAUACCCGCUCCCCUACCUUUUCCGGAGAGAACGUUCCGUUAACAUCAAUUUGCUGUUGUUAUGGCGAUGGUUGCAACUCCGCUCCGUCUCCCGUGAACCUUCUUCUCUCUGUCGUCGUCGCUUCAACAUCUUUCAUUUUCUCAUUUUUUUGA